AUGAAGCCCCUCCUGUUGCCUGUUGAGGACUUAAAUGAAGUGGACCCUUGUACAGAUGUGACGCGCAGCACUUCAGACGCACUGGAUUGAGGGUUUCCAACGCGCACCAGCAAUCGCUCAUGGCGUGUUCUUGUGUUUUACAAGUUAUUGAGCAAAGACAACUGCAUCCCUUCAUUCUCUCGGUCUGUUAGUGAGGUUGCGGCUUCAUUUAAUCUAAUUCUUUAUCUCUCUUGGACAAUACAUGUUUUUGAUACAUGAUAGCAGUGUGGAUGCGGCGCAUAACUUUUUCUAAAUUGCGCUCAUCCAUGUCGAGCGCGUUCAUUUCUGAGAAUUAACAUCAUCUCGUCCAGCUGAAGAGCACACCUCAGUUGUCCUCAUGGAUAUUUAUUCGUCUAAACUAUUACCUGCAGUGGAUUAUGGAGUUGGUGCGUUCCUGCUGCUCAUCGCAAUUCUUUCCAUCGUGGGGAAUUUGAUGGUUCUUGUGAUGGCGUAUAAGCGAUCAAACCACAUGAAGCCCCCUGAGCUUCUAAGCGUGAAUCUUGCUGUGACAGAUCUGGGAGCAGCCGUCACAAUGUACCCGCUGGCUGUAGCCUCAGCUUGGAACCACCAUUGGAUAGGGGGAGAUGUCACCUGCGUGUACUACGGCCUAAUGGGAUUUUUCUUUGGAGCAGCUAGCAUGAUGACCCUGACAAUUAUGGCUAUUGUUCGCUUCGUCGUAUCUUUAACGCUCCAGUCACCCAAAGAGAAAAUCAGCAAAAGGAACGCAAAAAUCCUUGUGGUAUCCACAUGGCUGUACGCGCUACUCUGGGCUAUAUUUCCUCUGAUUGGAUGGGGAAAAUACGGCCCAGAGCCGUUCGGCCUGUCCUGUACUCUGGCCUGGAGGGACAUGAAGGAACACAGCCAGUCUUUUGUCAUCACCAUCUUCCUCAUGAACCUCAUCUUCCCAGCCAUCAUCAUCAUGUCGUGCUACUCUGGUAUCGCUCUGAAACUAUACGUCACCUACAAGUCUAUGGACGACAGCAACCGCAUACCCAACAUGAUAAAGAUGCAGCGGCGGCUCAUGGCGAUUGCUGUGUUGAUCAGCAUUGGGUAUGUCGGCAGCUGGGCGCCAUAUGGCAUCGUUAGCCUGUGGUCCAUCUACCGGCCUGGUGAUUCAAUCUCCCCUGAGGUCAGCAUGCUACCUUGUCUGUUCGCAAAGACGUCCACUGUAUACAACCCGUUCAUCUACUAUAUCUUCAGCAAGACCUUCAAACGAGAAAUCAACCAGCUGGGCUGCUUCUGUGGGAGAUCCAACAUCUUUUGUACAUCCAAUGCCAAAAACAGCCCGGAGAAUACCAUCUUCAUGGUGUGUGACACGAACAAGUCCAAACCUGGAGCAGCGGAACAAUCGUUAGAGGAAAGUAGGGAGAAUGAGACUCAACUGAUGCCGAAUCAGAAUCAGUUGAGUCAGGAUCUGUGAUUUGCACUCUUAUGUGUGAAUCUGUACAUAACAUUGGUUAACAGGAAAUUUCUAUCUAUUUUGCCUGGUUAAAGUCACCAUGAAAUCAAAAUGGACAAUUCUUGUUUUUGUUUUAUGGAAUAUUGCAAUAUUUAUUAUAAAUAAUUUUUUCUGUGCACAUCAUUAUUAUAUUUUUUAAUUCAU
Messenger RNA from Megalobrama amblycephala (Wuchang bream), 1642 nucleotides. RefSeq names its product opsin 8, group member b (gene opn8b). Gene Ontology annotation, biological process: visual perception; G protein-coupled receptor signaling pathway. Lineage: Eukaryota; Metazoa; Chordata; Actinopteri; Cypriniformes; Xenocyprididae. Bases 377 to 1459 code for a protein of 360 amino acids. The record is from RefSeq and is a predicted model, not a curated record. The transcript is spliced from 4 exons. Gene Ontology annotation, cellular component: membrane. Gene Ontology annotation, molecular function: G protein-coupled receptor activity.